Messenger RNA from Hippoglossus stenolepis (Pacific halibut), 2027 nucleotides. RefSeq names its product urotensin-2 receptor 2 (gene ogfod3). The transcript has 9 exons. Gene Ontology annotation, molecular function: iron ion binding; L-ascorbic acid binding; oxidoreductase activity, acting on paired donors, with incorporation or reduction of molecular oxygen. Gene Ontology annotation, cellular component: membrane. NCBI's taxonomy places the organism in Eukaryota, Metazoa, Chordata, Actinopteri, Pleuronectiformes, Pleuronectidae. The record is from RefSeq and is a predicted model, not a curated record.
CUUCAGUCUGAGCGGGCAAAGCAGUGGAUCGCAGAGCGGCUGCUACAUGAUGUUAGAAUUCAGCCCAGAUAAACUAAUCCAGGAUUUUUUAUACAUAGACUGUAUAUAAAGAUGAUAUAUAAGCGAGGAGCAGUGAGUGUAGUCCGGGGUUUCACAGCUGGGAGUUGUAGUUGAAUUGUUAGUUUAUUUCCCGGAGAGAGCCAAUGAGCGGGCCGCUAGACUUCCACCCGGAAGUGUAGAGACUCAGGUAGUACAUGCUGUGGGCUCGGUGCUGUUUGUGUUUAGUCCAGACAGAGAGAUAUCAACAUUUAAAUAUCUUCUAAAUGCUACGUAGCAGGAGUCCUGAGUCAAAAUGGCGCUUGUGCGAAUGAGGAACAUGAAGGGCGCCAAUGCCACAGAGAUAGAAAAGAAAAUUAAAAGAGGUAAUGCUUUGAGGCAGGGAUCUGCAUGGAGGGGGUACCGAGGACUCGUGGCCUUGCUACUGUUUGUGCUCUCUGUGUGCGGGGCUUCUACGUGGUGGUACUUGAGCUCUCUGGACCGUGACGUUACAGAAACACUGGUCAGACGGAGUGAGCUGGUCUCUCCUCAGCCCAGAGUCUUUACAGUCGAGUGCUCUGAAGACUAUGAGAACUACCAACGCUAUCCAGGAUGCACCCCUGAGACGUGUGGCCGUGCAGUAACAGACAGCGUGGUAACGAGGGAGGAGGCUCAGGUCCUCAGGAGGUAAACACAGAGUGCAGUGAGUAUAUCAGAAACAGAAGGGCAGGCUUCCAUACUGGACCUGCACUCUGGAGCACUAUCGAUGGGAAAACAGUUUGUCAACAUCUACAGGUACUUUGGGGAGCUCAUCGGGGACGUGUUCACAAAAGAGGAUUUCGAGCUUUACAGAGACGUACGUGGGCGAAUCCAGGCGGUUAUUGCUGAGACGUUUGAUUUGGACCCCAGUCUGAUGUACCUCACCAAGCCCACCUUCUUUUCCAGAAUCAACAGCACGGAAGCCAAGACCCAACACGACGAGUACUGGCACCCACAUAUAGAUAAGGUAACUUAUGGCUCUUUUGACUACACCUCUCUUGUAUACCUGUCUGACUACGGCGUUGACUUCACUGGAGGACGAUUUAUCUUCAUGGACCAAAAUGGAAAUCGGACAGUGGAACCUCGGGCAGGACGAGUCUCAUUCUUCUCCUCCGGCUCAGAGAACCUCCACCGCGUGGAGAAGGUAACAUGGGGGACGCGCUACGCCAUCACGGUGUCCUUCACCUGCGACCCUGCACACGCCAUCUCUGAUCCGGCCCUGCCCUGAGGCACCCAUGGGCAACGCCAUUGCCCUCUGGCUGGGACAAACCCUGUAAUGAGGGGAACAGGGGGAAGGACAACGGGAGAGAUGUGGAAGGAGGGGAAAGAAAAAAAUAAAAGGUUUAUAUUGAGGUUUCACUGCUAAACUUGAUUAACUGUAGUUACACAACUUAACUUCUGUAAUUUUCUAUUGUUUUGUAAGCCACAUGCUCACCCUUUCUUCUGGAGAGGUGUUUUCUUAUUUGCUACCUACCCAUGUCUUUUUACUCAACUUUCUACAGCAACUGUUUUUUUGUUCUUGAUUUUUUUUAUCUCGCCAUCUUAAUCACUUGUAUUAGGUGUGGUUAUGUUCCAAGCAGGUUUCACACAAUCUGCUCCUCUUGAUCAUUUUGGGGGACGGCUUGAGCAGAAAUUGCUUCUCAACUGACAAGUCUCCAAGAGGCUAAAGUGGGAUUGUGUGUUUUCUCUGUGUCUCCACGUGUUUCUCAUUUUGAGGCGAGCUGUCAUUUAUGUGAAGAAGAGAUAUGGAUCUGGAGACUCUCCUAUUAAAAUCAACCUUUCAUCUCAGAAUCCCAGCUCAAACUCGCCUCCACCCGAGGAACACAAGGUGUUUUCUUCUAAGAAGAACCCUCUCCUUCUGCAACAGUGAUUGCUGCUUCGACUAUGUUUCUAUUUACUUCAAUGUGGUUGGUUGAGAACGGUUUGAAAUAAAAUACUGUCAGAACCUGAAA